Messenger RNA from Neocloeon triangulifer, 1224 nucleotides. RefSeq lists its product as uncharacterized. Lineage: Eukaryota; Metazoa; Arthropoda; Insecta; Ephemeroptera; Baetidae. The record is from RefSeq and is a predicted model, not a curated record. The transcript has 3 exons. The coding region runs from base 201 to 1091 and encodes 296 amino acids.
CGCUACUUUCUCCACCUACAACGAUCGACAGACUGUGUGUUCACCCACCUGGUAUCUCGAAAGUGGAUGCUGCGGGUUGCGAGCGGUCCACGGAGGAAGGGAACACGCUUUUUAGAAAGGGGGGCUGCACACUUAGCGCGGAGAGCGAGCGGACGAGCUAUACACUCACGGCCGCACCGGCUUUUCGCACAUUUCACGCCAUGGCACCCAGCAAACUAAACCUAGCUCUUCUCGGGGUUCUGCUAAGCCUGCAGAUGACCUGCGGCAGGAUCAUCAGUUUUCACGCACCAACGUCCCUUCCCUCCCACAAGGACUUCCGCAUUGUGAUUCCUGACGGCUCUUCCCCAUCAUAUGCCGCUCUCGCCGCCCGCUCAGAACCUGCCCCCGUGCAAGAGGACCAAAAUGACAUUCCACCUCCACCCCGCCCGUUGCCCCAAGUUCGCCCCCAGGCUCCUCAAGCUCCCCAGAUGGUGAACCCCCCGUCCUACGCCGCAAACGCCGCCGCCGCUUUCGGCAUCAUCCCUCCCGCUUCCGGAAUUCUCCCCAAUACUGCCCCCGUCACCGAAGCCCCUAGAGACCCUAAUCUGCCCACAGCUGCCCCCGGAGUCGUUCAGAUCGUCAACUCUGUCAUCCCCAAUGGUGCACGUCGCAUUGUUGAGCCACCCCCGGCGAUCGUUCCUCCUCCUGAUGCGGUUACUUAUGUCCCCCUUCGUGAGCAGCACCAGCAACUCCUUGCUCAGGGUUACCAGUUGGAUCAGUAUGCUGCUCCUGGAGCGGCCUUCCGCCCUCCCAGCGCCCGCCCGUCCAUCCCUAGCCUGCCUCAGCAGCCUUCAUACGCCUCUAACUUUGCCACUUUCUCCAACGGAGCCGCCAUCCCCGCUGAAGGCUCCCCUCUUGCCCCUGCCACAGCUACGCCCCUGGUCGCAGCUGCCCCUUUGAACCCCCUGGCCCGCCAAACCAGCGUGUUUGGUAACGCCGCUGAACUGAGCAUCCCUGCCAGCGCCAACCUGCAGUUCACGCACCACCCUGGGCACGGUGAGGCUGGAGGCACUUCCUACAGCUCAUCAUCAUUUACCAACAGGGUUCAGUAAAAAAAAACACACGUAAAGGUGUGAAAAAUCUAGUUUUGCAUCCAUUCGCCUGUACACACCAUCAUUGCCAUUCCAGUUCAAUAAGUUAAUUGUUCGCUUCGUUUUAUUUAAUAAAUCUACAUUUUCCUAACAA